Molecule: messenger RNA, 3030 nt
Organism: Nannizzia gypsea CBS 118893
Lineage: Eukaryota; Fungi; Ascomycota; Eurotiomycetes; Onygenales; Arthrodermataceae
Product: hypoxia up-regulated protein 1
Exons: 1
Coding region: 1-3030 (1009 amino acids)
Biological process (GO): cellular response to hypoxia; negative regulation of hypoxia-induced intrinsic apoptotic signaling pathway; endoplasmic reticulum unfolded protein response
Cellular component (GO): endoplasmic reticulum chaperone complex
Molecular function (GO): ATP-dependent protein folding chaperone; ATP binding
Source: RefSeq, a predicted model, not a curated record
AUGGCGCCCCUUGGACGGAGGAGGCUUUCUCUCUUCUCUCUCAUCGCUACGGCAGUUCUACUAUUUUUCCUCUCUGCCACUAUCCCCGCAGCCGCGGCGGCCCCCGCCGGUUCUGGCGUUAUUGGCAUCGACCUUGGGACAGAAUACAUAAAGGCUGUUCUUGUCAAACCAGGGAUACCACUCGAGAUUGUCUUGACGAAGGACUCAAAGAGAAAGGAAGCAGCAGUUGUAGCGUUUAAGCCAGGCCGUGAAUCUAGCCCUACAUUCCCCGAACGGUUUUAUGGCGGUGACGCAAGUUCACUUGCUGCCAGGUUCCCAGAUGAUGUCUACGCCAACUUGAAGACUUUGCUUGGUAUUCCCAUGAAUACGGGCGUCCAAGGUUCUGGAUCCGACAAUGAAAAUUUGGUCGAGAUGUACAGACGUCGCUACCCAGCCCUGAAAAUUGAAGCUGCAUCCGGCGAUCGAGGAACUGUUGGAUUCAGGAGCGAGAAAGUUGGAGCAAAGGAUGCAAAGGAACCCUUCCUUGUUGAAGAAUUGUUGUCCAUGCAGCUAAAGCAAGUCAAGGCAAAUGCAGAGGCAUUGGGCGGCAAGGGGACAAGCAUUAGAAAGGCCGCCAUUACAAUUCCACCAUACUAUACUGCCGAGGAAAAACGUAGUGUGGAGUUGGCUGCCGGGUUAGCUGAUCUCGACAUUGUCUCCAUGGUUAGUGAUGGUUUAGCAGUUGGUAUCAACUAUGCUACGUCUCGUACAUUCCCCAAUGUCUCCGACGGAAAGAAGCCAGAGUACCAUGUUAUUUUUGACAUGGGUGCCGGAUCUACCAGCGCAAAUGUUCUCCGAUUCCAGGGUCGGACCGUCAAAGAUGUAGGGAAAUUUAACAAAACUGUUCAGGAAAUUCAUGUCCUUGGAACCGCCUGGGACAAGACCAUGGGUGGUGAUGUUUUUAAUCAGCUAAUUGUGGAUGACAUGGUGGAAAAAUUUGUCGGUACGAAAAAACUUGGAGAUGCGACUGUUUCACAAGUCAAGGCACACGGAAAGACGAUGGCGAAACUGUGGAAGGACUCCGAGCGCGUUCGUCAGGUUUUGAGUGCAAAUACUGAAACCACUGUGUCCUUUGAGAAUCUCUACCAGGAGGAUAUCAACUUCAAAUACACACUCACCCGGGCUGAAUUUGAAAGACUCACCGAGAAAUACGCCCGCCAGGUCACUAUUCCACUGACAGAGGCCAUUUCUGCUGCAGGUUUGAAGAUCAGUGAUAUUGAAUCCGUAAUUCUUCACGGUGGUGCCACCCGAACGCCUUUUGUCCAGAAAGCACUUGAGACAGCUGCUGAUGGAAAAAUCAGAACGAAUGUCAAUGCCGAUGAGGCUGCUGUAUUUGGUGCUGCUUUUAAGGCAGCCUCCCUCAGCCCAUCGUUCCGCGUCAAGGAGAUCCGAACUCAUGACACCUCCGGCUACUCUAUCAAUAUGAGAUGGAAGUCCGGAGACAAAGACAGACAGCAGAACCUUUUCACUCCUUAUUCAGAGAGCGGUGGUGUGAAGCAUUUGACAGUGAAGAAUUUGGAGGAUUUUACCUUGCAAUUCUCCCAAGUCUACAUCCGAAAUGGCAAAUCAGUUGAAGCCCCGAUCCUCGAGGCACAAACGGCAAAUUUGACUGCUUCCUCCACCAAGCUCAAGGACGAGUUUGGAUGUGCUCCUGUUAACAUUACCACCAUGGUUUCGGUCAGAUUGAACCCUGUAAAUGGUCUCCCUGAAGUUGUGGGUGGUAGUGUUAGUUGCGAGAUCCAAAAUGAGAAGAAGGGAGUCGUGGAGGAUGUGAAAGAAUUCUUUGGGCUUGGGUCGAAGAAAUCUGAACAAGAGCCUCUAAUGGAGGGCGAUGAAGCCAUCGACCUGGAUGCCACUUCUUCAAAAUCUACCACUUCGACUGGGGGCAGUUCAUCUUCAAGUGCCACGGCUUCGGCUAGCUCUUCCAAGGAAAACGGCAAGGCUGGCAAGGAAUCAAAAACCCGAAUCGAAUCAAUCCACGUUGCCUUUACAUCGACUGUGUUGGGAACACCGCCAGUGACUUCUGAGGAAAUGAGACGUAUUCGAGAUCGACUUUCUGCGUUUGAUGCAUCUGACCUCGCUCGUGUCCAUCGCGAAGAAGCAUUUAAUGAGCUAGAAGCUUACAUAUACCAAGGUCAGCAUUGGCUUGACGAGGAGACAUUCACCAAGGCUACCAGAAACGAUUUCCUAAAGCAGUGGGAAGAAAAGCUCGCUGUUUCAGGAGACUGGCUUCAUGAAGACGGUACCAACGCAGGAAUCGAAGAGCUCAAGGAUAAGUUGCGUGAUUUGAAGGAGUUCGUCCGCCCUGUACUCGACAGAAGGAAUGAAGGCUCUACACGCCCCAGAAAGAUCGAUGCCUUGAAAGGUAGUCUUGACAGCGCAAAGAUGCUGGUAGAAAUUAUGGAGAGUCAAAUCAAAGCUGAAGAGGGACUUUUCUCCUCUUCCCUAUCGGCUUAUGAAGCUGCUGCUACUGAGACACCAUCUGGUUCGUCGAACGCAGACGCAUCCUCUUCACCUACUUCAGCCUCAACUGCCUCCCCGCCCGAGGACCCAAGCGACCUUGACCAAGAUGCCUUCUCUGAAUCAUCAUCCACAACCCAAUCUGCACCCCCCGUCAAGCCCACUCUUUCCUACUCUCUUUACUCGCCCGAGGACCUCUCAACCGCCUCAAAACUCAUAGAUUCUACAACCAAAUGGCUUGACGCCAAGAUCGAAGAGCAGAAUAAGCUCAGCGAGUCGGAAGACCCGGCACUUACUAUCGCUGAUAUUGAUGGUAAGCUCAAGGAGAUCGAAAAGGUACUCACUACCAUUCUCUCCAAACAGAGACGUCCAAACUCCGGCAAACCUAAAGCAGAUGGGAAAAAGAAGGCUAAGAGCCACAAGCCGCCGCCAAAGCCCAAGGGUAAACCAAAGACUACUGGAACCAUGGCGUCGCAGAAAAUAAAGGAGACUCCUAAGAGCGAAAAGACCAGCUCCAAGGAUGAAUUGUAA